GCUUGCUAUAGUUUUGGUACUUCGCAGCUGUUUCAAGUACGGUACAAAUUUCAAAAAUUCCACUUUGGAAGCGCCCUCAAUGCUUAGAAUUGCCCGCCUUCUAACUGCAUGAUCCGAGCGCUCUUUUUAGACGUCUCUAGAGUCAUCUGCACCGCGUCCUAGAAGUGCAUGGCCGCAGCGCUCGCCUUCCGCGCCGUUCACGCCGCGUCGCCGCUACGACUGUCAUCGGGCCUUGGCUGCCUCAAGUCUAGACUGCCAAAUCGCGCGUCUCCGCUGCUGCGCCGUCCCCUUCCCCGACGAAUCGUCGCAUUCCCCCUCGCACUCGCUCAAAUCAUCCCCUCUCUCCCCUCUCCAGCCGCUUCGUCCAGGCGACUCGUUUCCGUGCGAGCGAUGGCGACUGCGACGAAUGCGACUGCAAGCGACGCGUCAGGGAAAUUCAAGAUCGCGCUCUGCCAGCUGGCAGUGACUGCUGACAAGGCGCACAACAUCGCGCAUGCGAGGGACGUGAUUGGCCGAGCUGCGGACCAGGGGGCGCGGCUCGUGCUGCUACCGGAGAUGUGGAACUGCCCUUAUUCCAACGACAACUUCCCCACCUACGCCGAGGAAAUUUCCCCGGAAGAUUCCUUCGCCUCCUCCCCAUCUGCUGCCAUGCUCGCUGACGUGGCUGGGCGGCGUGGCGUGACUAUAGUGGGGGGGUCUAUCCCUGAGAAGAGGGAGGGGCGGCUGUACAACACGUGCCUGGUGUUUGGCAGCAAGGGGGAGCUGAAAGGAAAGUUCAGUAAGCUGCAUCUGUUUGACAUCGACAUCCCUGGGAAGAUCACAUUCAAGGAGUCUGACACCCUGACACGUGGCGAGCAGCCAUUGGUGGUGGACACAGAGGUCGCUCGAGUGGCCGUCGGCAUUUGCUACGACAUUCGCUUCCCUGAGCUCGCAAUGCUUUACGCUGCCCGAGGUGCCCAGCUCAUCUGCUACCCUGGUGCUUUCAACAUGACCACAGGGCCGCUGCACUGGCAGCUGCUGCAGCAGGCGAGGGCCGUUGACAAUCAGUUGUUCGUCGCCACGUGUUCACCUGCCCGGGAUGACUCAGCAUCGUAUCGUGCAUGGGGUCACUCCACCCUGGUUGGGCCGUUUGGAGAGAUAAUUGCCACCACGGAGCAUGAGGAGGAUCUAGUGCUGGCUGAAGUGGACUUGUCUCAGAUUGACACACGCAGGCAGAACAUGCCCAUCGACAUGCAGAGGCGAGCCGACCUCUACCAACUCGUGGACAAGACGACCGACCAAUAGCCACAGUCAACCAACAUGUUUUCACAUGCACCUUCGCGAAUUGUAGGCGGAUAUGCUCAUCGACGUGCAGAGAUGAGCCGAGCUCUACCAACUCGUGGACAAGAGUGCCACCCACCCACUAAUACCGUAAUCCCCCCUACACCCGCCGAAAUAGUCACUCCGCGGGUGGUUUAUGCGGGGGAGAGCUUAUGAUAGGGUGCAUUUAGGAGAGCACCAUCAGGCAACCAUCAGUUAUACACGAAACAGUCUCUUUCAAGCAGAGCAUGAUCCUCGAUACGCAUCAAAGAGCAGAAUUUUACUCUACACUUAAAUCAAACUAAUCCAGUUACAAAUGCUGGACUGUUAUGAAAUGGAUGGUA
Molecule: messenger RNA, 1643 nt
Organism: Closterium sp. NIES-67
Lineage: Eukaryota; Viridiplantae; Streptophyta; Zygnematophyceae; Desmidiales; Closteriaceae
Source: the annotation of a GenBank genome assembly